AUGGCCAUUGUCUCAUUUUUCCCCCCAGAGCUCUUGACUAUCAUUUUUAAAGAAUGUAUAGCGGACACUAUUUUAUCAACCAAUGACGACCCAGCCACACGGACCGCAAUUGCGUUCUCUCAAGUAUGCUCUUGGUGGAGACAGGUCGCGAGCAUUCCAAACCUGUGGAUACGACUUCGUAUCGAUAUUUGCGAAGGGUGCAGGAACCCUCUUUCCUCGAUUUUGGAAACUUGGCUGGGAAAGUCUCAAGGCUUGCCACUCAAUAUUAAGCUUCGCAUUGGACGAGAUUCCGGGGCGGACUUUGACCCUAUUCGACGUCUUAUGAAGGAAAUAUCUCGCUGGAAGACUCUGCGGAUAUACGCCGAGACCUCUAGAUUACUCUCUUAUUUCUUGAAUAAGAUUGAACCUGCACCUGCACUGGAAACAGUGUAUGUAACCGUACGGCAAAGUGGAUCUUGGUGGCAUUAUCAACAUCCUCUUGAUAGGUUGGAGCAGCUCAGAAACCGCUUCGCAGGAUCCCCACGCCUAUGUUGGAUUGGCAUUGACCGGAAUGUCAUCGCAACCACUGAAACGAUCCCUUUACGUGGAUCGAUAUUCCAUUUAUCUCUGGAAUACACUGCAGAGAAAUACACAAUGGUUCAAUCGACCGGCGCUUUGGUAGAACUUCUGCAAGAGCUCCCUCAACUUAAAUCUCUCAACAUAAAUAUCCCGUUUUUCGACAAAGAAAGCAUUGGCACACCUCAUGUUGACAUGAUGAACCUGACGAAACUACUUUUGGAGGGUGCAGACAAUGUCUUUGCGUUCCUUCCUCGAAUUCGUGCCCCUAACCUCACAAAUCUCACUAUCUCUCGUUCUGGAGACAGCUUGUCCAGGAACCCGCUUCUAGCCAAAUCAAUUCUCGACUUUCUCAAGGCUUCUCAUUCACCUCCUCCAAUCUAUUCCCUGGAGCUUUAUAACGUUCCAGAAAUCACCGACCAAGACUUCACUCGUAUUUUUGCUCUUCUACCUUCACUCGAAAAGCUUGUCAUCCACAAUAGCUCGAUAUCCGAUGCGACUGUGCAGGAGUUGAUCUUGUGCGAAUCGAAUGUAGAUGGCCUGCGUCGAUGCUUGAAACGACUGGAGUUGUGCGUCUGCGAGAAUGUGCACGAGCAAAAUAUUUCUAGCGCUGUUCGCAGUAGGAUCUCGAGGGGCGCUCAUAGAAGCGAGGCGGAGGCUAUCGUUCGCCAGUCGAUGCUCCAGUACAAACAAGAAGUCGAAACGAUAGACAGAGAGAUCGACAAUCACAAUCAAGCAAUUCAACUGUUACUUCUACUCAAAGAGAAACGCCUGGCAGAUAUUCAGGUAUGCAAAGAACGGUUGGCUCUUGCUAGCCGUCUACCUACAGAAGUAUUGGUUCAUAUAUUCGAAGAAUAUGUCCUGGACGAUAUGCUGGAUGUACAAUCGCUCAAACGAGGCCCUUUGGUUUUGUCUCAUGUUUGCUGUAGGUGGAGGCGCGUAGCCAGCCUACCAGCGCUUUGGUCAUACAUACACGGCGACCUCCUCAUCACAUCACACCCAAAAGAGCUGAUCCAGAUGUGGCUUAAUAAGUCUCAUCCCACACCUCUUACUAUCAACAUAAUGCUCCUUAGUCACCUAAAAGGCUUUGUUCUCCAUCCAGCGAUGGGGGCUAUCCUUGAUGAAAUGCCACGUUGGAAACAUUUGAGGCUCAAGGGGCGCAACCCAGGUAUCAUCAACGCGUUUCUGGCCGCCUGCGUCAAGCCUGCUCCUCAGUUACGCACAAUAGAUUUGACUGUCGAGCACACAAUAGACCCAGGAGAGCAGUGGCAGGUUACUAACAUACAAAAGGCUUUCAUGUGGUCACCUCAGAUUAAAUCAAUACGUAUAGGAGGUCACGUUGUUCCAGUAUCCGAUUCACUCCCAACCUCACUCACACAUUUCAUUUUGGUGCUUCCGUACCAGAUUUUCUCUCACCCUCAAUAUUAUCAGUCCCUCUUGAGCUUGGUGACUCUCCUCAAAACACUUCCCAAUCUUCAAACGCUCACUGUUGAAGUCCCUCUCUCAUAUCUUACAGAUUUCUUAUUAGAUGCAGACCAUAUGAAACCGAUCGAAUUGGUUAAUCUGACGUCUUUAACAUUAUCUGGGCCCGGAGACAUUGUUGGUCUUUUACCUCGCAUAAGGGCCCCAUCACUUCAACGUCUUACUGUCUCUGGGUCAAUUGCUGCGGCUGUCAACGCAAACACAGGCCAAUGGCUUCUUCACCUCUUGCAGGAUUCAUCUCCCCCUUUAUCCCAUCUAGCGCUGGUUGACCUGACUAUUGAUGACACGACAUCGUUGGAGAUGUUGCGGAAUGUGAAGUGA
Messenger RNA from Psilocybe cubensis, 2358 nucleotides. RefSeq lists its product as uncharacterized. Lineage: Eukaryota; Fungi; Basidiomycota; Agaricomycetes; Agaricales; Agrocybaceae. Bases 1 to 2358 code for a protein of 785 amino acids. The record is from RefSeq and is a predicted model, not a curated record. Gene Ontology annotation, molecular function: protein binding. The transcript is spliced from 3 exons.